AUGCCUUUCAUCAAGCAGUUCAAUAAGGAGAUGGUGCUGGGCACUGCGCCAGCAUACACUCACGCACCACCUCUUAAACUGUUCCCCCAGCUACCACUAACACCGCACGCCCAGCCUGACGUACCACCAUUUCAUUAUGAGAAUGUUGGCGAAGAGACCGACAUCCGACUCCUGCGUAUCUUACCCGCACGUGAUGGCGACACCAAUUUGAUCGAGUGCGAGAUGCAAGGCUUCAAGAAAUCCGACAUUCCCAGCUACGACUGCCUUUCGUACAGCUGGGGCGAGGACAGAGCGUCGGAGUUCACGAUCAUCGUCAACGGCGCUGACGAGAUUGCAGAUGUCUCCGGAGAUUGGUGA
Molecule: messenger RNA, 357 nt
Organism: Saxophila tyrrhenica
Lineage: Eukaryota; Fungi; Ascomycota; Dothideomycetes; Mycosphaerellales; Extremaceae
Exons: 1
Coding region: 1-357 (118 amino acids)
Source: RefSeq, a predicted model, not a curated record